Messenger RNA from Marmota flaviventris (yellow-bellied marmot), 3499 nucleotides. It is a transcript of the gene Ophn1, whose product is annotated as oligophrenin 1. Lineage: Eukaryota; Metazoa; Chordata; Mammalia; Rodentia; Sciuridae. Gene Ontology annotation, molecular function: protein binding; GTPase activator activity. Gene Ontology annotation, cellular component: actin cytoskeleton; dendritic spine; cytoplasm. Gene Ontology annotation, biological process: regulation of endocytosis; actin cytoskeleton organization; regulation of synaptic transmission, glutamatergic. The record is from RefSeq and is a predicted model, not a curated record.
AAUCUUCAGCUAGCUCUGGAGCGAGGAGCGAGGAGCUAGGAGAGGCGGCUCCCAACCCCAGCGCUCACCCCCGCCUACACCCUGGGCGGGCCGAAGUGUCACGUUUGCGAGUGCUCAGGAAGGAUCCGGCCCGUCUUCGGAGGCAAGCCGGUCAGGCUGCGGUUUCUGCUGCCUAUAAGGAGAGGCGAUGCCAAGCGGGUAUGCUGCUUACUAGGCAGCACCCCAUCAGGAUCCGACUGCAUUAGUAAGCCUUCCCAGUCACCUGAAGCCACCUACGGGCCGCGCGUUCCUCGUACGCACCAGCCACUGCUUCCCAGGAAUCUCAUUGGAACAGAACCAUGGGGCAUCCUCCGCUGGAGUUCAGCGAUUGCUACUUGGACAGCCCCGACUUCCGUGAGAGGCUCAAGUGUUAUGAGCAGGAGCUGGAGAGGACCAAUAAAUUCAUCAAAGACGUGAUCAAAGACGGCAACGCGCUUAUCAGCGCCAUGAGAAAUUACUCCUCUGCUGUUCAGAAAUUUUCCCAGACGUUGCAGUCCUUUCAAUUUGAUUUUAUUGGAGACACUCUGACUGACGAUGAGAUUAACAUUGCUGAAUCCUUCAAGGAGUUUGCUGAAUUGCUCAAUGAAGUAGAAAACGAAAGGAUGAUGAUGGUACAAAAUGCUAGCGAUUUGCUGAUCAAACCCCUGGAAAAUUUCCGGAAGGAGCAAAUAGGUUUCACAAAGGAGCGGAAAAAGAAAUUUGAAAAGGAUGGUGAAAGGUUUUAUUCUUUACUGGACCGGCACUUACAUCUGUCAUCUAAAAAGAAAGAAUCUCAAUUACAAGAGGCAGAUCUCCAGGUGGACAAAGAGAGGCACAAUUUCUUUGAGUCCUCCCUCGACUACGUUUAUCAAAUCCAGGAAGUUCAGGAAUCCAAGAAGUUCAAUAUUGUGGAGCCAGUCUUGGCCUUUCUUCACAGCCUCUUCAUUUCCAACAGCUUGACUGUGGAGCUCACACAGGAUUUCCUUCCAUACAAACAGCAGCUGCAGCUCAGUUUGCAGAAUACAAGAAAUCAUUUCUCCAGUACCCGGGAAGAGAUGGAAGAACUUAAGAAAAGGAUGAAAGAAGCUCCCCAGACAUGCAAACUUCCAGGACAGCCAACCAUAGAAGGCUAUCUCUAUACACAAGAGAAAUGGGCCUUGGGAAUAUCCUGGGUGAAAUACUACUGCCGUUAUGAGAAAGAGACCAAAACACUCACCAUGAUACCUAUGGAACAAAAGCCAGGUGCUAAGCAGGGACCCUUGGAUUUAACCCUGAAAUACUGCGUGAGAAGGAAGACAGAGUCUAUUGACAAGAGGUUCUGUUUUGAUAUAGAAACUAAUGAAAGACCAGGUACCAUCACUCUGCAGGCUCUUUCAGAAGCUAACAGAAGGCUAUGGAUGGAAGCUAUGGAUGGGAAAGAACCUAUCUACCACAGCCCCAUAACGAAACAGGAAGAAAUGGAGCUGAAUGAAGUGGGGUUCAAGUUUGUUAGGAAGUGCAUCAAUAUCAUUGAGACUAAAGGCAUCAAGACAGAAGGCUUGUACCGCACUGUGGGCAGCAAUAUUCAGGUUCAGAAGCUGCUGAAUGCCUUUUUUGAUCCCAAAUGCCCAGGAGAUGUUGAUUUUCAUAAUAGUGACUGGGACAUUAAGACAAUCACCAGCUCCUUGAAAUUCUACCUCAGGAAUCUUUCUGAACCUGUCAUGACCUAUAGGCUUCACAAAGAGCUGGUCUCUGCUGCCAAGUCUGAUAACCUGGAUUAUCGGCUAGGAGCUAUUCACUCCCUGGUUUAUAAGCUACCAGAAAAGAACCGUGAGAUGCUGGAACUUCUGAUAAGACACUUGGUCAAUGUGUGUGAGCACAGCAAAGAGAAUCUCAUGACCCCUUCCAACAUGGGGGUGAUCUUUGGGCCCACCCUGAUGAGAGCUCAAGAGGACACUGUGGCUGCCAUGAUGAACAUCAAAUUUCAGAAUAUUGUGGUUGAAAUCCUAAUUGAGCACUUUGGCAAGAUCUAUUUGGGUCCACCAGAGGAGAACACUGCACCCCCAGUGCCUCCACCUCGAGUGACAGCAAGAAGACACAAACCAAUCACAAUUUCAAAGCGAUUACUGCGAGAAAGGGCGGUUUUCUAUACUUCUUCCCUGGAUGAAAGUGAAGAUGAAAUCCAACAUCAAACACCUAAUGGUACUAUCACUAUCAACCUAGAACCCCCGAAGCUGCCACAACACCUCAAACUACCUAUGCAGAGGAGUGGGGAAGCUGAUCCCGGGAGAAAGUCUCCAAGCAGGCUUAUUUCAGAUGGCAAAUUGGAGCCGUGCCCUGAGGUGGAUGUGGGAAAGUUGGUGUCUAGGAUACAGGAUGGAGGGACCAAGACUACCCCAAAGGCCACCAAUGGACCAAUUCCAGGCCCUGGCCCCACAAAGACCCCUUCUUUCCACAUAAAGAGACCAGCUCCCCGACCCCUGGCUCACCACAAGGAAGGAGAUACUGACAGUGUCAGCAAAGUGCGGCCUCCAGGAGAAAAGCCAACGAUCAUCCGUCCCCCAGUGAGACCCCCAGACCCUCCCAGCCGGGCAGCUACUCCCCAAAAGCCAGAACCAAAGCCAGAUAUUGUAGCUGGCAAUGCAGGGGAAAUCCCAUCAUCUGUGGUGGCUUCCAGGACCCGGUUCUUUGAAACAGCUUCCCGGAAAACAGGAAGUUCUCAAGGCAGACUUCCUGGAGAUGAGAGUUGAGGCCACAGGUUUUAAAAUCCUUGGCCUCAGGGAUCCUUUCCAGGUCCUGAAAGGGUCUACUUCAAAGCCUUGUGUCCUGAGACAUUUUGUGCUGAAGAACAGCUCCUUCUUGGCCCUGCACCUUCAGGCUCAUGGGAAGCCAAAAAUAAGGGGCACAUGUCCUAGACACAUGUUUAUUUCUCCUUUGUAUUCUGUCUUCAUCCCCUCAGAAGGUCUGUAUUAAGCUCCUAUAACACUGUGAAUGUCUGGAUUCCCUCAAGCCCCAGACUCUGCCAAAACCAAGAUAUCCACUGACCUGAGUCGAAGAAGGGAGCCUAGUUUUCAACUCUUCUGUGAACUUCCUGCUUCCUCAAAAGGCUGUCGAACUCUCAAGAUUUGGGGCUAAAGACUGGUCUUAGGAGUCUUGCUCUGAACUAAAGGCAACUUGAUUUGGGGUCAUUGCUUACCUUGGUUGAAGGGGAGUAGGAAUGUUUGCUGAAUAUUGGAGAAUGUUAACAUGUCUCUUACUGAGGAUAUGGGCACUGGUGCCAGGUUGGUGCUCUGGCAUUGCAAUAUGUUGCUAAGAGCCUGUCUGCUGUGGGACCAGACAGCAUGGGUUAUGUCCUUCACAGUGCUCACACCCUGCAUGGACUUAGGAAGGGGGCCUUCCUGCUCUUGCCUACAGCCACUUAGGACAAAUCUGCAAAGCAUGUUUUGCAUGUCAAAGCCUAGGUCUAUUUGGAUUAUCCUUCCUGUUUUCACCUGAAAGCUUC